Messenger RNA from Pygocentrus nattereri (red-bellied piranha), 3029 nucleotides. RefSeq names its product cannabinoid receptor interacting protein 1a (gene cnrip1a). Gene Ontology annotation, cellular component: plasma membrane. Gene Ontology annotation, molecular function: type 1 cannabinoid receptor binding. Bases 125 to 613 code for a protein of 162 amino acids. Lineage: Eukaryota; Metazoa; Chordata; Actinopteri; Characiformes; Serrasalmidae. The record is from RefSeq and is a predicted model, not a curated record. The transcript is spliced from 3 exons. Gene Ontology annotation, biological process: negative regulation of signaling receptor activity.
UCCUCUAGCGUUGCUUCCUGGGACUGUCCACCAUCCCUUUAAUUGCAGGAAGCCCAGGACAGAAACAGCCAACGGACAUUUAUUUAUUCAUUUCAUUCAUUCAUUCAUUCUGCUGUUUUCAGCCAUGGCCGACGUUCCGCCCGUAAUAAACAUCUCGGUGUCUUUAAAGCUGGAGCCCAACGACGGCCCCGUGUUCUUCAAAGCGGACGGGUCGCGGUUCGGACAGACGAGGACGAUAAAACUGCUGACGGGGUCGAAAUACAAAAUCGAGGUGGUGAUGAAACCGGGCAAGGCGGAGGCCACCUCUAUGGGAAUCGGCCCAAACAGCUUUCCUCUGGAGCAGCAGUCCAAAGACGACGAAUCGGUCGUGUACUAUGGGUUUUACGACACGGAGGGAGUUCCGCACACCAAAAGCGGUGACCGGCAGCCUGUGCAGGUCUCCAUACAGUUCAAGGACGCAGGAGUCUUUGAAACAGUGUGGCAGGUGAAGUACUACAACUACUACAAGCGUGAACACUGUCAGUACGGCAACAAAUUCACCUGCAUCGACUACGAGGUGAAGCCCAACGAGACGCGCAGCCUGAUGUGGAUCAACAAGGAGGUCUUCCAGUAAGAGGCAGCCAUCCUAGCAAUAACUGGCUGGAGCACAGCAGCACGACACCUGUGUGGACAGUAACCAUCACUGGGCAGUUUAUGUACUGGACGGAGGGUUCUGUUUUUUUUUAAAGGAAAGUUUUGGCCAAAGAUGCUAACACUGCUGACAGCGGGGUUAAAAUGUGGGACCUGUUAGCACGAGAAAUUCCUAUAAUGCUAACCGGUGAAUGCCAAUUUCCAUUCCUGUUAGCGUGUUAGCAUUUCUGCCUGAGAUGUUCCUUUAACAGAAAGAGAAGAGGGCCUUCAGUCUAUGGGAUCAGCUCUGUACACCACUGAACGAAAGAACGCUGUUUUUUGUGUAAUUGAUUAUGCAUGAAGAUCUUUUUACACGUUAUUAGUCAAUCAGGGACCACAGUUUUAACCCCUCGAACCCUAAGUUUGUCGUUCAGUUAUACAUUUUAAGAGGCAUUAUCAGAGAAGCUGAUAUUUAAGAUCACAGACAGAACCAAAAAAACCCUCCAUACUUGCAAUUUUCACCCAAUUUGAAAUGUCAGCUGCUCCUUACAUCGUGUGAAAAUAUAAUGAUGAGUGCAAAGCCUCCUGCAAAGUGUCCGUUUUGGAGAUGCAUACAGAAAGAAGAUAUAAUAUGAACUGAAGCGCGAGCCCAUACAGACUCUUAGGGUUUAAGGGGUUGAAAGAGUUCAUAGCGUUACAAUCAUUUUAACUGUUGGAGUGUUUGAAGAGAUACUCGCUCUACCAAUGAUGUUCUAAUUGCACUGCAACUCUUCUGUGUGGCUGGGCCCUUUCCUACGAGCAUCGACACAACACAUAACAAACCUCAGGUAACCCCAGAACAUACUGGAUACCUGAACUGUGUGAUAUAUUUAUGUGCACUGACCUCCCUCACUGUCUGCUUGGCAGAUGUAUAGUGAAUUGACCUCUCCAUGCCCCGCCCACAACAGCAACUGUUGCUAGGUUGGAUGAGCCUUAACCAGUUAGGUUUGGGUCUACAUUUCUUGCUUGGCUAUGUUGUUGUAGUUAUUCGAAACUCGGCAGGUUGGAAAGCACAACGAAUGCUAGCUUGAUGGCAUUCGAUUCGUCCUGGCACAUCCUGAAUAUAAUUUCAAAUAAUUCAUUCUAUAUUUUGACAAAACUGAGUUCUAAGUUUGUUUUGUUUUUUCCAAGCUAACAUUAGCAUGAUGGUGAAUGUUUCGUACCUGUCUAGUUUCAAUUAGAACAACAUAGUUCAGCUUAGCUUAGCGAAGCUAGUGCUGUGUAGCCAGUCUAAACUCCUAAAUUCAUUCACUUUAAUGGGAUCUUUACCAAUCUUCUCUAAAGCUAAUUCAACUUUGCAACACUUACCGCAAGAUGAUGCUUUUGGAGGCAGAACACUGAUUGGUCAGGUAGGCCCAUUAACCAUAGCUAGUAGUACAGCUACCCAGAAAAGGCCUAGAGGAGGGACUAUUAACUGAUUUUGGACUAAUUACAGCCACCCAAAAUUACACAGUACAUUUUCUGUCCUGUCUUGGUUACCAUUACAAUAAAACUUCUUUUCAGCAUAAAGCCUUACUGUAGGCAUGCAGUAACUCCAGUAUUUUAGCUGUACUAAGGGCAGCGCUCAAUAAUGCUCGCUCAUGACGGGUGCUGUCUGCAUAUACCUAUACAUUUGAAACGGUUUAUUGAAGUAAUAUGAUAAAGACCGGUCAGUGGACAUUGUAAUGUUCUUCUGGGACUAGCACUGGUCAUUAUUUAUUAGUGGACGGUGUGUGUAUUUAUUGUGUGAAAGAGUGUUUGACAUGUUUCCGGAUUCUUUUUGUUUUUAUAGAUGUUAAUCGCUUCUUCAGUGCUUUUUUUAAGUUGCCUACCUCUUCAUGCCAGGAACAGUGACGAGGAAUUGAAGGUCCGCUGCGCUUGUAUUUGUGUUAAUUAGUGAUGAAUUCAUCUGAUUUACUGUAAUCACAGACUACAGAUGUGUUUAAGUUUGUGCUUCAUGGUUAAAAUGUUAUGUUCUUCCAUAACAAGCUUGACAUACGUUCUCACUAAUUUGAGUUGAAGAAGAAGGAUCAUUAUGGGUGCUGCUAAAAUUAUGGGACGUUGUAGUUGGGAAAGAAGGCUGUUUGUAGAGAAACGCCUCUAAAGUAAAAGGAAAUCUAGAUUAAAUGGCAGCAAAGUUGAAGUGGGCCUUUAAUUCUGAGUUUACUGAAGGAUCUCAUGACUUAUUGCUUGUAUUCAUGCUUUUUAUUAUAUUGGCUUGUGUGGUGAUUGUGUAUUUUUUCUCUGUGAGUGUCAGAUUUUUUUAAUUUAUGAAAUUGCUGUGUGACUCUGAGCCAAACCGUUGACUUCUUUUGUAAGAUAAAAAGGCUGUAAUGCUUAAAAGGUCUCUGUGUUUCAAUACCCAUAAUAUUGUCAUAGUCAGAAUAAAACCUUUACCAUUA